Messenger RNA from Auanema sp. JU1783, 1650 nucleotides. The record is from the annotation of a GenBank genome assembly. Lineage: Eukaryota; Metazoa; Nematoda; Chromadorea; Rhabditida; Rhabditidae.
AUGGAUAGCGGUCUGCCCAAUAAGGGAAUUCUACGGAAGUGGACAAACUAUAUAGCAGGAUGGCAGGAUCGAUACUUCGAAAUAAGUAAUGGGACUAUCUCGUAUUAUAAAGAAAAAGAAGAUAAAGCCUAUGGAUGUCGCGGGUCUGUAUCACUUCGUGGGAUAACCAUUGUGGAACAUGAAUAUGAUCAAAGUGCCUUUUCCUUAACUGCUGGUACAACUCAUUGGUUCUUGAAAUGCGAGUCUGUUGAUGAAAAAUUAACAUGGAUUAGACUACUAAAAGAUUUCUCAAAAGACUCGAAUGACUCUGACUAUAGCAGCACGAGUACCAAAAGCCAUUCCCGUAACCCAUCAUCCAUUUCUUCCGUCCUAGUCCGAGAUUCCUUAGAGGAUAACGAGAAACUCUUCUCAUCACGCAUCGCUGAGUUAGAAGCUUAUAGAACUAUGUGCUUAGAUCAGAUGGUUUCGGUUCAGAGAUUACUAGAGAAAGAGAUCGCUGUGCCAAAAGCCGAUCUCCUUUCCAUAAAAGCUACUCAUAUAGCUAUGAUUAAUAAUAUUAAUCAUAUUAUAGAUUUAGCUAAAACUGGAAAAGUCAGUAUAUCUGAAACUGGCGAGAAUAGCAAUGUCAGUACUUCCUCUAGUUAUAGCCUAUCGAGAAUUGCGGACGAUGGAGAAGAGUCUGAAAGUACCAUUCAGGAACCAGCUUCGACAAGUCUAUCCACAAUCGACGUGACAAGCGAAGGUGACGAUGAAUGGCAUGAUGCUGAUGAGCAUUCUUCCAUGGGCAGUAUCGAGCGUGCGGAAGAGGCUCGAGGCUCCAAAACGCCAUCGCCGGCGAACUCGUCGCCCACGAAAGAGAAGCUCAAAAAAACGAAAUCUGUUGAUACACGAAGGAAUCUCCCAUUUGGUCAUUACGAUGAUUUAUGCAUCCCAGACCAUCAUCCUCUUUUCUCCGACGUCGAUACUCUCGCCUUAGAGCAGUUAAAAUAUGCUCUGGCUGGUGUGGAAGAUAACAUAUGGACUCUAUUCGCUGAAGAUGGGGCCAUGAAAAUGUAUACGAGAGAAAUGCAGGAUGAAGGAGGAGUUCCAAUCGAUCCUCUCAAAGCUGUUCAUGAAGUUAAAGGAGUCACCGCUUUGGAAUAUAUGUAUCAUUUCUAUGACCCUAUGUUCAAAAAGACUUGGGAUCACACUUUGACAGAUAUGAGCGUCGUCGAAAACAUUAGUCGUGACACCGUUGUCCUUCAUCAAAAACACAAGACGGUGUGGCCUGCAGCACCCCGCGAAUCGUUGUUCGUUUCUCAUAUCCGUAGAGUAGAUUCCAUGAAGCGAGAAGGAGCUCAUGAUUUAUAUAUUGUUUGUAACAAAGAUGUUGAUCGUGAAGAUGUUCCGCUGGGCACACCAUCAAGUCUCAGAGUCAGUCUGUCUGUUUCCAUGAUAUGCGAGACAGUAAUUUUGGGGAACAAGAAACUAGAAGAUAUAACCCGUAAUGACAUCCAAUGUAACAUAAUUUAUGUAUCACAAGUUCAUCCAGGAGGAUGGUUACCUCUGGCGGCUCUGAGACGCGUCUAUAAGAAGGAAUAUCCCAAAUUCCUGCGAACUUUCACCGAAUUUGUCGUCAAAAGCGUCAAACACCAGAAAAUAGCAAUCUAA